Metarhizium album ARSEF 1941 is the source of this 1647-nucleotide messenger RNA. Its product is annotated as epoxide hydrolase. The record is from RefSeq and is a predicted model, not a curated record. Gene Ontology annotation, biological process: epoxide metabolic process. Bases 1 to 1647 code for a protein of 548 amino acids. Lineage: Eukaryota; Fungi; Ascomycota; Sordariomycetes; Hypocreales; Clavicipitaceae. The transcript is spliced from 3 exons. Gene Ontology annotation, molecular function: epoxide hydrolase activity.
AUGACUGUGUCCGAGGACGCUGCGCCCGCGCCCGAAGAACAAGUCAAAUUGUAUACCAUACAUAUAUCGAGCAGGUAUCUCAACUUGACGAGGCAAAAGCUUGAACUUACUCGCCUCCCACACGAUGUUCCCCAAGCUCACAAGGAUGAAUGGUGGGAGCCCAAGUCAACAGUUGAGCCGUUGGUCGAUUACUGGUUGGAUAAGUAUUCAUGGCGCGAACAAGAAGCCGAGUUUAAUGCAACCAUCCCUCAGUUUCGAACGGCGAUCCGAACGUCAUCGUCCGAUACCCCUGUUCGCCUGCACUUUAUCCAUUCCCGAUCUGCACACGCCAACGCGGUUCCUUUGCUCUUGAUACCCCCGUUUCCAUUUACAAACUUGUCCCUGAAGCGCGCCAUCAACGCCUUCACGACUGUCAACGACCCAACAACGGAUAUUCCCUUCCAUUUGGUCAUUCCCUCGCUGCCUGGCCUGGGGUUCAGCGACCCGAUUACGAGCAACAAUCGCAUGAUCCCGCUUAUUGCCGAAAUGCUGAACACGUUAAUGCGUCGAAUAGGCUAUGAGCAUUAUCUUGCAACGAACGCCGCCCCCUCGCCAAACUCGGUCUCUGACAUUGACUGGCGAGUCAUUAACCAUGUCGCCACGUCCCAUUCUGACUCUUGUCUCGGCGUCCAUUUGGUGUCGCCGCCUUUCAAGGCGCCGACGUUGCAAAGUACCCCGAUGGAAUGGAUCAAGUGUAAAGCAGUAAUGGCAUUUUCGAAACCCAUGCUUGGCUAUUCCCAGGACGAUGUUACUGCCUUUCGACAGCAGGACAAGCCGAAGCGAGUGUCAGUCAAUGAUGCCCAGAUGAGUGUAAAUAAAGUCUUCGAACCGAAUACCCUCGCUUAUGCGCUAUGUGACUCGCCGACGGGGCUGCUACUAUUUAUUCUCAUGGUGUUGAGAAUGUUGGGACCUAGACAUCAGCUUUCGACAAGGGAGAUUAUUGAGAUUGCUGAAUUGACAUGGCUGCCCGGCGCGGAAGGGACCAUCAGGCUAUUGGCGCAUAGUGCGUCGACUACAGAUGAUCUGAAGACGGGCCCCAGAAAGCCCACGGCUGGAAUUACGGUAUUUGAGGAUAACAAAAACCAUGUGGCUGACCAGGAGCCGAGUGCCAUGGGACCCGUGUCAACAAACCUCUAUACCUGUAGGGUCUGGGGACGAAGGGCGUACAAUAUUGUAUCUUGGCAACGUGUACCUGGAAGCCCUGGACUGCUGAUAUGGGAGAGACCAGAAGUGAUAGCAGCUGGUGUGAGAAGGUUGGCAAAGUCCAUUGUCUCCAGGGAUGAUAGGCUUCAGAAAUCAACAGAUGCCGGAGCAGCCCUGCUGGAGCGAGUCGUCGUUGGCGGAGAUGAGGCGUCUCCGACAGGGACUCCAGGCACUGUACUCCAUAUGCAGGGCAUAUCGCAUCUUGGUGUCGCGGCAGACGGGAAGCCGACUGCAGAGCAUGGACAAGUUGACGGGGAUUUCAAGGCGAGGAGAAGACCACAUACACCACUAUUUCCAUCAAUGGGGGAGUUGUAUGGGGAUCCAGACCUAGAUAAUGAGGAUUUCAGUCAGAGUUCAAGUGCGGGAAGUCCCAGUACCAUUAAGCCGGUGAGGAGUAUUGCGUAG